Molecule: messenger RNA, 1275 nt
Organism: Danio aesculapii
Lineage: Eukaryota; Metazoa; Chordata; Actinopteri; Cypriniformes; Danionidae
Gene: ccdc34
Product: coiled-coil domain containing 34
Exons: 7
Coding region: 95-1066 (323 amino acids)
Source: RefSeq, a predicted model, not a curated record
UGGCUAUACGGAGGAAGCGGCGCUAGCAUAUCAAGCAAAACAAAAGCGAUUCAACAAAACAAUGCGACUAAACUGAUCAGAUGGUUUGCUGACGAUGUCCUCCUUCCCGUCCUCCUCCUCCAAGAGUCUGUCCUCCACGCCUCUGAAGAGCAGAGCCAGCGUCCUGCAGCGCAGCAGGAGCCUGGAGUCCAGUAGCGGCUCCACCUCCUCUCUGAUCUCUCCCAUCUAUCAUGACAGCUUUGAGCAUUCGGAGGAUGAACCAGAAGAUCACUUUCAGCCCAUUCGAAACAUCACCGUCACGCUGAAUGAAGACGCAGCGCCGCUUUCUCCAUCCAGGCAUGAAGUGGACGCUACUGGCCUGGACGCCAGACUUUCCUCCAGUCAGAUGAAAUUGAACGCCUGGGAGCAGUGGAUUGUGGGUAAAGCCAAAGAAGAGCGCGUCCGAAAGCAGCAGAAAGCUGUGGAGGAGCUCACGCUGAAGGAUAAAGAGAAGGAGAAGGAAAAAGAAGAGCAGAAGAAGAAAAUUACCAGUGAUUGCAAAAUUCAAGAGUGGCUGCAAAUGAAACGAGAACAGGAAAAGAAAGACAAGCAGUGCAAAGAGUCUAUGAAGAGCGAGAAACAGCUUGAAGAAGAGCAAAAGCGAACGGAGAUUGAGAGGAAAGCUCAGGAGAAAUAUAAAGAGUGGCUGCGGAAGAAGAAGCAGGAGGAAACUGAGAGAAAGCUGAGAGAGAAGGAAGAAGCAGAGAGAAGACAAGCUGAAGAGCGGGAGAGAAAAGAAAAGGCGGAGGAAAGCUUUAAAGAAUGGCUUGAUGGAGUGAAAAGCAAACAGAAAGUGAGCCGACAGUCUUCAGCGUGCUCAGCCGGCAGCUAUAACAAUGUGAACUAUCCGUCUCCGAGUUUCGUCAACCCCGUUCCCUGGAAACCCAUUCAUGUCCCACAGCAGGGGCCGUCGGCCCGCAAGAGUGUGGCCCAGAGGAGAAAAACAGGACCAGCCAAAAGCCAAUCCAGCUACUGCUUCACAUACAGGCCUAAAGACACCAUCAGUUUCGCCUGUAAGAGACGCUGACGCCGCCCUCUGCUGGUCUCAUGACUGACGUUUAUUAACACUUCCAGCAGUUUUAUCAAGCAAGUAUUGGAUAUUUUUUAUAGAUCUGUGUUUCUGCAGGUCACAGAUUCCUCAAUUAUGAGUUUGACUUUGACAUUUUGGUUGAAUGUUUGCUAAAUAUGAAAGCAGAUGAUUUUAAUACUCCAAAUAAAAGAUUUUUGUAAAUGUAA